Molecule: messenger RNA, 850 nt
Organism: Lontra canadensis (Northern American river otter)
Lineage: Eukaryota; Metazoa; Chordata; Mammalia; Carnivora; Mustelidae
Exons: 3
Coding region: 1-783 (260 amino acids)
Source: RefSeq, a predicted model, not a curated record
AUGGGCGUGUGCGAAGGUCUCCCAGGAGCGAGGCAGCUCGAAUCGAAUACUUGCCCCAGCGGCCGGGAAACCUUGGUUCCUCCCCAGGACCAGUCGCCGUGCUUCCGAAGGGCGGCCCCUACACUAGCUCCCCGAAAGUGGGACUUCGGCCCCCACCCCUGCACGAGCAGCCCCCCACCCUCCCGCUCCCGACCAGAGAGAGAAUUAAUUGUCGAGGAGAUAACGGGUUUAAAAUACACUCACCCCACAGUAACUGUCCCCGGGACCCAAGCCGUAAGUUUUGUCCCCGGGCAACCCUCUUUAACUAACCCUAGAUUUUCUCAGGGGCCACUGCUCCCUCAGCCUGAGAUAAUCCCUGUUUUCAGCAAUUGUCCUGAUCUGAUAAAGGGCCGUGGGCGGGCGGGCUGGUGCCUCCGGGACUCGGUGCGCGACCGCCAAGGGCACCGCUCCAGGAGCGCGAGGACGAGGUGCUGGUCCCGGGACUGCACCCCGCACCCGGCGGCCUUCCGGCCUCUGCGACCCCGUGGGCCGAGGCCCACCCCCGCCCUGCGAGCCUCGGGGAGUUCCCGCGGGCGCCUCCCUCCCGGCAAGGUCGCCGCGUUCCCGCGUGAGGGCCGGGCCUCCGCCAGCGGCAGAAGCUUGAACUCUCCGCGGCCAGAGGUCUGCGGGGCCUCGCGGGACGACAUCUGGGCGGGUCCCGAAGACUCCGGUCCCACGGCGCCUGAACGUUUGCCAAGUCACCCUGGAGCUGUCGGCCACGACGCAGGCGCGCGGAGAAAGUAAACGCCAAGCAGUAGAUUUGCUGGGUCGUUUGCUCAUUUCCUGCAUCACCCAAUUGUGGAUCUAGCAC